This is a messenger RNA of Symbiodinium necroappetens, 518 nucleotides long. NCBI's taxonomy places the organism in Eukaryota, Dinophyceae, Suessiales, Symbiodiniaceae. The record is from the annotation of a GenBank genome assembly.
GCCAGAAUAUUUUCCUGUCCAAUGCGGGAGGCGGCGGUUGUAUUGUAAAGAUCGGAGAUUUCGGCAUCGCGAAAGUGCUGCAGCAUACCAGGGGUUUAGCACAGACCUUGAUCGGCACGCCGAGCAACCUCCCCCCAGAAGUUUGUGACAGCAAGCCGUAUGGCACGAAGGCUGAUAUUUGGUCCCUUGGCGUGGUCUUUUACGAACUUUUGACACUGGAGCCUCCCUUUAAGGCGAUGAGCCUAGCUGCGCUGGCCAUCAAAAUAGUGAACGGUGAGCCCAAGCCCAUCGUCAAUGACUUCUAUGCGGAAGAGGUCCGUGGGCUCGUGCGACCGAUGCUGGAGAAGGAUCCGGCAAGGCGACCCAGCGCUGCGCGGUUGCUUCAAAAGAACCCUCUGCGCCGCGUUGCCCAGAUGCCUUCGCUCCCCAUGCUUAUGGAGCGACCCUCCUCCGGCAGCAUCUCGGAGGUGGAAACGCUGACGCCGGCAUCUGUCGGGCGAGCCUCCUUAGGAGUGCUC